[Torrubiella] hemipterigena is the source of this 1548-nucleotide messenger RNA. NCBI's taxonomy places the organism in Eukaryota, Fungi, Ascomycota, Sordariomycetes, Hypocreales, Clavicipitaceae. The record is from the annotation of a GenBank genome assembly.
AUGGUCCAUCUCUCUGCUGUCCAGAACGGCGAUGACGUCGACAAGAAGCUCAGCAACCUCUCCUUGACGGAGUGCGAUGACAACUUCACCACCACUAUCUACGGCUCCAAGUUUGCCCAGGAGCAGCUUCCCAAGCACAAGAUGCCCGAGCACGAGAUGCCCCGUGAUGUUGCCUACCGCAUGAUCAAGGACGAGCUCAGUCUCGAUGGUAACCCCAAGCUCAACUUGGCCUCGUUUGUUACCACAUACAUGGAAGAGGAAGCCGAGAAGCUCAUGACCGAGUCCUUCAGCAAGAACUUCAUCGAUUACGAAGAAUACCCCCAGUCUGCCGAUAUCCAGGCCCGUUGCGUCAACAUGAUUGCUGACCUUUUCAACGCCCCCUCUGAGGGCACCGCCGUCGGUACUUCUGCCGUCGGCUCUUCCGAGGCCAUCAUGCUUGCUGUCCUUGCCAUGAAGCGCAAGUGGAAGAUGCGCCGCCAGGCCGAGGGUAAGAGCACCGAGUCUCCCAACAUCAUCAUGUCCUCUGCUGUGCAGGUCUGCUGGGAGAAGGCUGCUCGCUACUUCGAGAUCGACGAGAAGUACGUCUUCUGCACCAGAGACCGCUUCCUCAUUGACCCCAAGGAGGCUGUCGACCUCUGCGACGAAAACACCAUUGGUAUCGUUUCCAUUCUUGGCACGACAUACACCGGUGGAUACGAGGACACCAAGGCCAUCAACGAUCUGCUCAUUGAGAAGAAGCUCGAUGUCCCCAUUCACGUUGACGCCGCCAGUGGUGGUUUCGUCGCUCCCUUUGUCAGCCCUGACCUGGAAUGGGAUUUCCGCCUGGAGAAGGUUGUCUCGAUCAACGUUUCUGGACACAAGUACGGUCUUGUCUACCCUGGUGUCGGCUGGGUUGUCUGGCGCGCCCAGGAGUACCUCCCCCAGGAUCUCGUCUUCAACAUCAACUACCUCGGUGCUGAGCAGUCUUCCUUCACCCUCAACUUCUCCAAGGGUGCUUCUCAGGUCAUUGGCCAGUACUACCAGCUUAUCCGCCUCGGUAAGCACGGUUACCGCACCAUCAUGAGCAACCUUAUCCGAACCGCCGAUUACCUCACCGAGAAUCUUGAGGAGAGUGGCUUCGUCAUCAUGUCUGAGAAGUCUGGCAAGGGUCUUCCGCUUGUUGCAUUCCGCUUCAAGACCGAGGAGGAGGGCGGUACUGCCGACCGCCACUACGACGAGUUCGCCUUGGCUGCCCACCUUCGAGCCCGUGGCUGGGUCGUGCCCGCCUACACCAUGGCCCCCAACACGGACGGAUUGAAGAUGCUUCGCGUUGUUGUCCGUGAGGAUUUCUCUCGCGCUCGUGCCGACUCCCUCAUUUGCGACAUUAAGCUCUGCAUCGGCCUCCUCGAGAAGACUGACCGCGAAACCGUUGCUCGCCAGCAGGAGUACAUCAAGACUCACGUUGCCGCUCAUGGCAAGGGUAAGGAUCCUUCUCACAAGAAGCACGACUUCAAGGGCGAGAAGCACUCCCUUCAGGGCAAGCAUGGCAAGACUCACGCCAUUUGCUAA